Messenger RNA from Vigna radiata var. radiata (mung bean), 871 nucleotides. RefSeq names its product disease resistance response protein 206. Lineage: Eukaryota; Viridiplantae; Streptophyta; Magnoliopsida; Fabales; Fabaceae. The transcript has a single exon. The record is from RefSeq and is a predicted model, not a curated record. The coding region runs from base 124 to 693 and encodes 189 amino acids.
AACUUGAAAGUUUUAGUACGGAUAUAUUUAAUUAAACGUAACUUUGCUUUAUGGGUCUUAGAGCGGUGCUUAUAAAUUUCAAGCUGGUGAGCCAAUAUUUCCAUAAUCGAGGCCUCGAUAACAAUGGAAAUAACGAGGUUCGUUUUUUCUCUCUUGUUCUUGGUAAUGAUGACGGUGGGAGCUUCGGGUUCUCCGAAGCAUUGGGGAAGAAAAAGGGUUCGCGAGCCGUGCAAGAAGUUGGUGUUCUAUUACCACGACAUACUUUACAAUGGUCAUAACUCAAAGAAUGCAACUUCAGCCAUUGUGGGAGCACCCGCAUGGGGAAACAGGACCAUACUUGCAGGGCAGAACCAUUUUGGCGACUUGGUUGUGUUCGAUGACCCUAUCACCUUGGACAACAAUCUGCACUCAGCACCCGUAGGACGUGCCCAAGGGUUCUACAUGUACGAUAAGAAGGACAUUUUCACGGCUUGGUUUGCCUUCUCCUUUGUGUUCAACUCCACGCAGCAUAAGGGUAGCAUCAACUUCGCAGGUGCAGACCCUAUGAUGAAUAAAACGAGGGACAUUUCGGUGAUUGGAGGAACUGGUGAUUUCUUCAUGACUAGGGGUGUGGCCACUCUCUCUACGGAUGCAAUUGAAGGGGAUGUUUAUUUCAGGCUUCGUGUGGAUAUCAACUUGUUCGAAUGUUGGUGAUUAUUAAGCUGAUUGGAACAACCUAUGUAGGGGAGAAUCUCUUUUCAUGGUUUCUUGUAUUGUGUCAUUUUCUGUAACCUUUUCCUUUUCUUCAUGAUGUGUUGGAGGUUUAAGGUCGACCUUGUCAUUUUUCCUCCUUAUCACAACUAAUUAAAUAAUAACAAUCAUAUUUUAACAA